AUGAAGGAACUUGUGCCGUUUAUAUUUGCAGUGUCUUCGUUAUUGGCAGUUAAUAUUUCAACUGUAUAUUCGCAAGAAACGAGUGAACCCAUUUCUGUACCAAAUAAAGUGAAAAAUGAUGACCCCUGUAAACCUGAUGGUAACAGACCUCCUUUACCUAACUACAGCCGUCCAGGACGGAGAACAUGUACCCAAAGCUUCGAAAAUGAACAUGAUCUUGUCAUAUCAACAAUAAAUAUUGAGGGUGAAGAACCAAUGUUACUUGUACUCGCGUCUGAGCCAGACCCAGACCCAGAACCUACUGAUCCCACGAAAUUGCAAGCCGUCAAGAAAAUCAUAGGAGGACACGGUGCUUUACUUAAGGAAUACCCUCACAUGGGUGCAAUAGGCUGGAGAAGUGUUGACGAAGAACAAAUAUGGAAGUUUCAAUGUGGAUGUACUCUUGUGAGCUCUAAGUUCGCCCUCACCGCCGCGCAUUGCAGCAAAGGAUCCUCAAGGGACACCACAGUGGUCGAUGUUGACCCUAAGAUAGUCAGAUUUGGCGUUGAAGAUAUCUAUGGAUACAGCAAAAGGUAUCCUCCAAUUGAUAGAAAUAUCUCCAGAAUCAUAGUCCAUCCUGAAUACUCCUCGCCUAAGAAGUAUUUUGACUUGGCUUUGAUAGAAUGGCACGAAGAAAUUACGUUCUCUUCCGUCGUACAACCAGCUUGUCUUUGGAAUGGACCCGUGGAUAACUUGCACAACAUUACCAUCACUGGCUGGGGUGAUACCAGAGAAGGAGCUCGGAGCGGGACCCCCAAUCUCCAAGUAGCUACCUUAGAUAUAAUAGACUCCGAGACAUGUGACGAUCUACUAAAACCGUACUGCAGUAGGCUCUGGUGCGGAAUCCAAGAUCAUCAAUUCUGUGCUGGACACUUGAAAGGUGGCGUUGACACUUGCCAGGGCGAUUCUGGCGGACCUCUACAAAUGAAAAUCCCUUUGCCUACUCAAGCGGGGGGGUACAUGCAUUACCUCAUUGGUGUGACGUCAUUCGGGUUUGGUUGUGGACGGGCCAAUGUGCCUGGGGUGUAUACUAAAGUAGCCCACUUCCUUGGAUGGAUUGAAAGUAUUGUCUGGAACUAA
Messenger RNA from Pectinophora gossypiella (pink bollworm), 1119 nucleotides. Its product is annotated as serine protease snake-like. Gene Ontology annotation, biological process: proteolysis. The transcript is spliced from 7 exons. Gene Ontology annotation, molecular function: serine-type endopeptidase activity. The record is from RefSeq and is a predicted model, not a curated record. Bases 1 to 1119 code for a protein of 372 amino acids. NCBI's taxonomy places the organism in Eukaryota, Metazoa, Arthropoda, Insecta, Lepidoptera, Gelechiidae.